Molecule: messenger RNA, 201 nt
Organism: Ostertagia ostertagi
Lineage: Eukaryota; Metazoa; Nematoda; Chromadorea; Rhabditida; Trichostrongylidae
Source: the annotation of a GenBank genome assembly
AUGCGACACUCCGCAACAAAAAAUGGCUACUCGUACGAAUAUUUUCAAACAAAUGGAGAAAGUGAACAGCACCACAGCAUCACCUCGUGCAAUGAAUCCGAAUUCGAUCAAGGAUGCGCUACUUCGAUGGGUUCAAAAUCGAGUGCAAGGAUAUCCGAAUGUCUCCGUCACGAACUUCUCGUCGUCAUGGGCCGACGAUGA